Messenger RNA from Brachypodium distachyon (stiff brome), 1408 nucleotides. RefSeq names its product ER membrane protein complex subunit 2-A. The coding region runs from base 91 to 1020 and encodes 309 amino acids. Gene Ontology annotation, cellular component: EMC complex. Gene Ontology annotation, molecular function: protein binding. NCBI's taxonomy places the organism in Eukaryota, Viridiplantae, Streptophyta, Magnoliopsida, Poales, Poaceae. The record is from RefSeq and is a predicted model, not a curated record. The transcript has 9 exons. Gene Ontology annotation, biological process: protein folding in endoplasmic reticulum.
AACCAAGCCAGAAGCAGAAGCCGCCGCACAGAAGCGGAAGCAGAAAACAGAGCGCCCGUUCCAGCCUCCGCUCUCUCUCCCUCCCUCCCCAUGGCGGCGACGACGGCGAUUUCGACGGCGACGGCGGCGGCGGAGGAGGCGCGGCUGCUGCGGCUGGAGGAGCAGGCGGAGCACGGCGGCGGCGGCGCCUGGGAGUACCUCUCCCUCGCCCGCAGGCUCCGCGCCCGCCGCCCCGCCCCGGUCCUCCGCCUCGGCCUCUCCCUCCUCAACGACGCCUCCGCCCGCUCCCGCCUCGCCUCAGAACAGUGGACGCUCUAUGAGCAGGUGGCAGUGGCCGCCAUGGACUGCCAGCGUGUCGAUGUCGCCAAGGAUUGUAUUGGAGUCCUCUCCAAGCAGUUUCCAGGCAGCACUCGCGUUGGCCGUCUGGAAGCCCUGCUGUUUGAGGCAAAGGGUGAUUGGGCUGAAGCUGAAAGAGCAUAUGCACUUAUCCUGGAAAACAACCCGUUUGAUCAGAUUGCGCACAAGAGAAAAAUUGCUAUUGCAAAAGCACAAGGCGACAUGUCUGUAGCUGUUGAUUAUCUCAACAAGUAUUUGGAAUUAUUCAUGGCAGAUCAUGAUGCUUGGAGAGAACUUGCUGAAAUCUACGUCUCAUUACAGAUGUACAAACAAGCUGCCUUUUGUUAUGAGGAGCUAAUAUUGGCUCAACCAACCAUUCCACUUUAUCAUCUAGCCUAUGCUGAGGUUUUGUACACUCUGGGAGGUUUGGAAAACCUUCAAACAGCUAAAAAGUAUUACGCAUCAACAAUCCAGUUGACUGGAGGCAAGAACACACGAGCUCUCUUCGGCGUGUGUCUGUGUAGCGCGGCGAUCAGCCAGCUGACCAAAGGGAGAAAUAAGGAGGAAGAUAGCUCGGAGCUGCAGAGCUUGGCCGCAGAGGCACUACUGAAGGAUUACAAGCAACGCUCGCCGUCCAAGGAGGCGCUCAUUGCAGGCAUGCUGAAGAACAUGAAGCUCUCCUGAUUCUUGUUGGCUCAUAAAGGGCUUUAGCUCUUAGCUUGUGGUAGUACAUCUGAAGCUUAGGCAGCGAGCGAACACCCGCCACAACAGGCCUUGUUUUUUUUGGAGAUGGCACCAACCCAGCAUUGUAAAAGUUUAUUAUCUAUGCAAAAGAUCCUUCCAUCCAUUUAUGUGUGUUUACGAUUAGUUGUUCUUCCAUAGAGAGAAUAAGGAAAGAAAACUUGUUAUAUUGUAAUAUUGAAUAUAUAGGUGGAUGUUUUUGAUUUAGAUUUGAGGAAGUUGUAUCAAAAUGCAGCACUGUUUGUGUAGAGGCCAGGAGAGCUUCCCGUUGCUGCUGCUGCCAAAAUUAGGCUUCUUCCAUCAACUUCGGUUAAUUAAUUACUACCUCUCA